Molecule: messenger RNA, 363 nt
Organism: Asparagus officinalis (garden asparagus)
Lineage: Eukaryota; Viridiplantae; Streptophyta; Magnoliopsida; Asparagales; Asparagaceae
Product: cysteine-rich repeat secretory protein 15-like
Exons: 1
Coding region: 1-363 (120 amino acids)
Source: RefSeq, a predicted model, not a curated record
AUGGCUCUUGUAUCCACGGAAAAAAUUCUGACCAUCGCCGUACUGUGCAUUUGGGUAACUCAAGCCGCCGCCGAUACUAACUGCUACGCCAGGGCGUACUUGCCCGGGAGCAGCGGAGAGGCAAACGUGCUGACCGUACUGGAGAGCAUGCGCACGGCGACAGCCAGCGUCGAGGGGCGCUACUACACGGUGCGCCUUGAGAACCCUGAGGUGUUCGGGGUCUCCAGCUGCGAUGUCAGUAUUGGGGUUGACGACUGCAUUGCUUGCCUGAGUACAAGCGUGGAUAAUAUCAAGGCUGUGUGUCCUCGAUGCCUCGGGGCCAGCGACGUUCAGGGGACUGACUGCCGUGUUCAGUACCUCUAG